AUGGCGUUGGCGUCUCGCUUCUCACGCUCGCGCAGCACUUCCCGCUCGCCUGCCCGCCACGAUUCGCCACCACCGCCACCUGUCAGCGUGUCGGAGCUCCAAAGACUUUUGAGCAGCGGCAAAACAGCCUGCAACCACGCCGAUCAAGUCUGGCCCGGACUCUACAUCGGCGACCAAAACAUGGCGUCGGACCGGCGCGAGUUGGCACGCGUGGGCAUCACUCACAUCGUCAACUGCGCGCAGAGCAGGUGGCGCAGCGGCGCUGCCGACUCGUACGCAGGCAUGAACGUGACGUACUUGGGCAUCGAGGCGCAUGACUCUCCCGCCUUCGAUAUGAGCAAAAACUUUUAUCCUGCUGCUGACUUCAUACACAAAGCGCUCACUAAAGGAGGCAAGGUUCUGGUCCACUGCGCCGUGGGCCUGAGCCGCUCCGCCACGCUGGUCCUGGCCUACCUGAUGAUCCGGCAGAAUUUAACUCUGGUGGAGGCCAUCAAGACAGUGAAGGACCACCGCGGGGUCACGCCCAACCGAGGAUUCCUGCGCCAGCUCAAUGGGUUGGACGGCGUCCUGUGCGAGAGCCGGCGUGCCGCCGCCGCACGAGUCGGCUCCAACGGUAGCCAAUGA
Molecule: messenger RNA, 624 nt
Organism: Nerophis lumbriciformis (worm pipefish)
Lineage: Eukaryota; Metazoa; Chordata; Actinopteri; Syngnathiformes; Syngnathidae
Source: RefSeq, a predicted model, not a curated record